UGACGUCGUCUGUCCGCUGCGGACUUUUGCCCUCCGACUGACUGGACGAGAUAAAAUCGGACUCGGCCGCAAAGGCUCCAGCAUGUUUUCGCCAAAGUCACCAAAAAGCCCGUCCAGGUAUGACUCCGAGUCCGGCUCCGGGGAGCAGAUCUGCAUGGUUGAAUGUGGCUGUAAGCGCAGAUGCAUCUGUAACGUCAAGUCAGAGGGCUGCAACAGGAGGGGCUGUACGGCACAGUUAAAGGAGAGUGACCCUGACAUUGAGAAACAAGGCUUUGAAAACUUGGCCUACGAGUAUGGGAGCCAGACUGAGCUUUGCCCUCCACCUAAAGCUGCCUCAAGAGCCGCUUUUAAACUUCAGCGGAUCACCUCUGAGCAUGAGGUCCACAUCAUCCAAACCAGAAUCUGCAGCCUGAAUGGCAUACUUGCUGUCACAUGGUCUGUACCCAACAGUUUGGCCAAGGUGGACUAUGAUGCUUCAGUUAUUCCAACCAAAGAGAUCGCCCUGGAACUCCAGACCUUGGGAUACAGCGUGGAGUCUGUGGUGCAGAUCAGGGUGGAUGGUAUGCACUGCCAGUCCUGCGUGCAGUCUAUUCAGGGACAGAUCGGGGAGCUGCAGGGGGUUUCACAUAUUCAGGUGUCUCUUCAGGACAAAGCAGCGCUGAUUGUUUUUAAGCCUCUUCUAGUCACACAUGAAGAACUGAGAGACAAAAUUGAGGACAUGGGCUUUGAUACUGCUUUGUUAUCUGAGGACCCAUCAGUAGAAGAUUUAAGUUUCUGGCAGAAUAAGGAGGUGGAUGCCUCCACCCAGACUGUAACCAUUUUGAUUGGAGGGAUGACUUGCAACUCUUGUGUGCGGACAAUAGAAGGGAGGAUCUCUCAGAUGACUGGAGUGCGGUUCAUAGCGGUGUCCCUGGAGGCGGAAAGGGGAACAAUAACCUUUGAUCCCUAUUUGACAGAGCCAGAGCAGCUCAGGGCAGCCAUUGAGGACAUGGGCUUUGACGCCUCACUUAAAGAACCUAUAAAGAGUGUUCAGAGUCAUGAAAAGUCCCAGCCUGUAAGCUUUGGACUUUCUGACAUGUCGGCUAACAGGCCUGUAGUCAGCAAUGGGACGGGUUCACAGGCACCAUCUGCAAGUUCGCCUGAGAUAAAAGCAAAGAGAUGCUUCAUCUGCGUCACGGGGAUGACCUGUGCCUCCUGUGUGUCCAACAUCGAGAGGAACCUGCUCAAACACAGAGGUGUCCUCUCAGUGUUGGUGUCGCUAAUGGCCGGUAAGGCGGAGGUGAAGUAUGAUUCAGAUGUCCUGGAUGCUAUUGCAGUGACUGAGCUCAUCAAAGACUUGGGCUUUGGUGCCAAAGUGAUUGAGGAUAAUGCAGUAGCACAUGGAAAGCUGGACCUCACUAUAACAGGCAUGACGUGCGCAUCAUGUGUCCACAACAUCGAGUCCAAGCUCAACUUAACCAGAGGGAUCCUCAUGGCUUCGGUCACAUUGGCAACCAACAAAGCUCAGGUUGAGUUUGACCCAGAGGUGCUCGGACCUCGGGAUAUUAUCAAGAUCAUCCAGGGUCUUGGAUUUGAGGCCAGGCUGGAGAAGGCGGGCUUCAAAAACAACCUUGAUCACAAAGAAGAAAUUCGACAGUGGAAGAACUCAUUUCUGUUGAGCCUGGUCUUUGGCUUGCCUGUGAUGGGUCUCAUGAUCUACAUGAUGGUCAUGGACAACCUGCACCAAGAACAUGGGGGCUCCAUGCCCACCGAGCAGAAUGUACUUCCGGGCCUCUCCAUCCUUAACCUGCUUUUCUUUGUGCUCUGCACACCUGUCCAGAUCUUUGGAGGUCGAUACUUUUACAUUCAGGCCUACCGCUCGUUAAAACAUCGCACUGCCAACAUGGAUGUGCUAAUUGUGUUAGCCACCUCCAUUGCCUACAUCUAUUCCUGCGUGGUCCUCAUCGUGGCCAUGGCUGAGCAGGCCAGCCAGAGCCCUGUGACCUUUUUCGACACUCCACCCAUGCUCUUUGUGUUCAUCGCUUUGGGACGAUGGCUGGAGCACAUCGCAAAGAGUAAAACCUCAGAGGCUUUGGCCAAAUUAAUGUCACUUCAAGCCACCGACGCCACUGUGGUCACUUUGGGAUCUGACAAAUCCAUCAUCAGUGAGGAGCAGGUGCUGGUGGAGCUCGUUCAGAGGGGCGAUAUUGUGAAGGUUGUCCCUGGAGGGAAGUUCCCAGUCGAUGGGAAAGUGAUUGAAGGGAGCUCCAUGGCAGAUGAGUCCUUGAUUACAGGUGAGCCAAUGCCCGUUAGUAAGAAGGUGGGCAGUUUGGUGAUUGCCGGCUCCAUUAACGCUUACGGUGCCCUUCUGGUGGAGGCCACUCACGUCGGUGCUGAAACAACACUGUCACAAAUAGUCAAACUGGUCGAAGAGGCACAGACCUCUAAGGCCCCCAUCCAGCAGUUUGCAGAUAGACUCAGUGGCUACUUUGUGCCCUUCAUUGUUAUCGUGUCCCUGUUAACGCUGAUAGUGUGGCUGGUCAUUGGCUUUGUCAACUUCGACAUUGUGAAGGAGAACUUCCCGGGUUACAACCAGAGCAUCCCCAAGGCAGAGGUCAUCGUCCGCUUCGCCUUCCAGGCCUCCAUCACCGUUCUCUCCAUCGCCUGCCCCUGCUCUCUGGGGCUGGCAACUCCGACGGCGGUCAUGGUUGGCACAGGGGUUGGUGCUCAGAACGGCAUCCUCAUUAAAGGAGGCGAGCCGCUGGAGAUGGCGCAUAAGAUCGGUGUAGUGAUGUUUGAUAAAACUGGCACGAUUACAAAUGGCGUGCCGCGGGUGACUCGAGUUCUGGUGUUGUGGGAAGUGGCCCGCAUGCCCCUGAGGAAGAUCCUGGCAGUGGUGGGUACUGCAGAGGCCAGCAGCGAGCACCCGCUAGGCAUAGCAGUUGCCAAACACUGCAAACAGGAGCUGGGCUCCGAUGUCCUCGGGUGCUGCCAGGACUUCCAGGCCGUGCCCGGCUGUGGGAUCAGCUGCCGGGUGUCCAGCGUGGAACAUCUGCUGCUGCAGCCGAGCGAGGAGCGAUUCCUGCUGCCGGGGGCCGCUAUUGAAGAAAGCAACAUGCUGCCUGCAGGAGAGUCCACCUCUGCAGCUGAAGGGCUGUUUUAUUCUGUCCUGAUUGGAAACAGAGAGUGGAUGAGGAGGAACGGCCACCACAUAGGAGCAGAUGUGGAUGCCGCCAUGUCGAGCCACGAAACCAAAGGGCAGACAGCCAUACUGGUGGCUAUAGAUGGUGUUUUGUGUGCAAUGUUAGCCAUCGCAGACACGGUGAAAGCAGAGUCAGCAUUAGCAGUGCAUACACUGAACACUAUGGGCAUUGAGGUGGUGAUGAUGACAGGAGACAACAGGCGCACAGCUAAAGCCAUAGCAGCACAGGUGGGGAUCAGAAAGGUAUUUGCAGAGGUGCUGCCAUCACACAAGGUGGCAAAAGUCCAGGAGCUGCAGAAACGAGGCCUGCGGGUGGCCAUGGUGGGAGAUGGCGUGAACGACUCCCCCGCCCUCGCCCGUGCCGAUGUCGGCAUCGCAAUCGGCACAGGCACCGACGUAGCUAUUGAGGCGGCUGACAUUGUCUUGAUCCGAAAUGACCUGCUAGAUGUGGUGGCCAGCAUCGAGCUGUCCAAGAAGACGGUGCGUCGGAUAAGGAUCAACUUUGUCUUUGCUCUCUUCUACAAUCUUGUUGGAAUACCAAUCGCUGCAGGUGUGUUCAUGCCCGUUGGCCUGGUGCUCCAACCCUGGAUGGGCUCAGCUGCAAUGGCUGCCUCAUCAGUUUCAGUGGUCCUGUCUUCUUUACUGCUGAAAAUGUACAAGAAAACCUCAGUGGAGCUCUAUGAGAUGCGUGCUAGAGGCCAAAUGAGGAGCCUUCGUUCGUCACAGAUCAGCACACAUCUGGGUCUGGACGGCCGGCGGCGCAGUCCCGCUCUCCCCAACGCAACUCGGGAACAGAGGAACCCAAGCGGCAUGACUCCACCCGGCUUCUCCGGCCGCUCACCCAGUCAAGGGGCAUCCAUUAAGGUUGUCACUGAGGAGCAGGGCCGCUACUCCCUGCUGGAGCACCAGACUGCAGACGUCCUCAACGUGUUGUAAAGGGAAAACAGGAAGAUGUUUUUUACCUGGUACUCAUGUUUACGACUAAAAAAAAGUAUUUAUGUAAAUACACUAAUUGUCAAACCUAAAGUGCUCUUUUAUUUUGAUGUAACAUUAAAGUUUUACUGAAGCCACA
Messenger RNA from Oreochromis aureus, 4253 nucleotides. RefSeq names its product ATPase copper transporting beta (gene atp7b). The coding region runs from base 83 to 4117 and encodes 1344 amino acids. The record is from RefSeq and is a predicted model, not a curated record. Gene Ontology annotation, molecular function: ATP binding; copper ion binding; ATP hydrolysis activity. The transcript has 21 exons. Gene Ontology annotation, biological process: copper ion homeostasis; monoatomic cation transport. NCBI's taxonomy places the organism in Eukaryota, Metazoa, Chordata, Actinopteri, Cichliformes, Cichlidae. Gene Ontology annotation, cellular component: membrane.